AUCUAUAAUCUAAACGAGCGCGGAAGAUAAAAAAAUUUAUCAAAUACGAUUACAUAUUAUUAAUAAAUGUGAAAUUGUGUAUUUCUUGCCAUGAGUUCUAUAGAGGAAAAAUGUUUUGAGGAUAAAGAAAUUGAAUUAUUUAAUUCGAGUAUAUUGGAACAUUUAUCUUUAUCACAUAUUGAAGGUUUAUUAAUUAGGCCUUUAAAAUCUAAAGAUUAUGAUAGAGAUUUUCUUCAACUUUUGACUCAAUUGACUGAAGUUGGAAAUAUCAGUAGAGAACAAUUUUUAAACCGUUUUCAUAUGAUGAAAGAUACUGGUAGCUAUUAUACUAUUGUAAUAGAAGAUGUAACCAUUGGAAAAAUAGUAGCAAGUGCAACAUUAGUUGUAGAGCAAAAAUUCAUUCAUAAUUGUGCACUGAGAGGACGUUUAGAAGAUGUGGUAGUAAAUAAUAAAUACCGUGGUAAACAUUUAGGAAAACUGGUAGUUAAAAUCAUACUGCAAUUAUCAAAUUAUUUACAAUGUUAUAAAUUAUCAUUGGAUUGUAAAGAUCAUCUUAUACCAUUCUAUGAAAGUUUGGGUUUUAAACGUGAACCAAAUAAUGCUAAUUAUCUGAAUAUGAGAUUUUCUAUUGAAAACACUGCAAAAAUAUUGCAUUUAUGACAAUAAAAAAAAAAAAAAAGAGUAUUUAAAAUUUCUCAUAAAAAAAAAAUUGUAAGUUAUAUCUUAAAUCUAUGUACAUUAUGCAUAUUUCAAAUUCAAACAGUGAUUUUUAUUAUCUUGUUUUAAAUAAGAAAGAAAAAAAAAAAGGAAAGAAGCAGACAAUUAUUUUCUUUUUAAUUUUUUAAUCAAUAGAUUAUCUUAACAUGAAUUAAUAAAUUAAAUGUAGGUUUAAAAAGUAAUGAUAUGUGAGUAUAUUUUGUUGAAUGUUAUAUAAUAUUUUGUAUUUUAUAAGAAUAUAUAAUAAUGCAAUAAACAAUAUUAGAAAAAGAA
Molecule: messenger RNA, 990 nt
Organism: Apis mellifera (honey bee)
Lineage: Eukaryota; Metazoa; Arthropoda; Insecta; Hymenoptera; Apidae
Gene: Gnpnat
Product: probable glucosamine 6-phosphate N-acetyltransferase
Exons: 5
Coding region: 91-660 (189 amino acids)
Biological process (GO): UDP-N-acetylglucosamine biosynthetic process
Cellular component (GO): Golgi apparatus; endoplasmic reticulum; endoplasmic reticulum-Golgi intermediate compartment
Molecular function (GO): monosaccharide binding; glucosamine 6-phosphate N-acetyltransferase activity
Source: RefSeq, a predicted model, not a curated record